AUGUGGGCGGAGCCCCAUCAUAGAAUUUCCGAAUUAUUUCAGAAUUUCAGAAUCUCAGAAUCUCAGAAUCUCAGAAUCUCAGAAUCUCAGAAUCUCAGAAUCUCAGAAUCUCAGAAUCUCAGAAUCUCAGAAUCUCAGAAUCUCAGAAUCUCAGAAUCUCAGAAUCUCAGAAUCUCAGAAUCUCAGAAUCUCAGAAUCUCAGAAUCUCAGAAUCUCAGAAUCUCAGAAUCUCAGAAUCUCAGAAUCUCAGAAUCUCAGAAUCUCAGAAUCUCAGAAUCUCAGAAUCUCAGAAUCUCAGAAUCUCAGAAUCUCAGAAUCUCAGAAUCUCAGAAUCUCAGAAUCUCAGAAUCUCAGAAUCUCAGAAUCUCAGAAUCUCAGAAUCUCAGAAUCUCAGAAUCUCAGAAUCUCAGAAUCUCAGAAUCUCAGAAUCUCAGAAUCUCAGAAUCUCAGAAUCUCAGAAUCUCAGAAUUUCAGAAUCUCAGAAUCUCAGAAUCUCAGAAUCUCAGAAUCUCAGAAUUUCAGAAUCUCAGAAUCUCAGAAUCUCAGAAUCUCAGAAUCUCAGAAUCUCAGAAUCUCAGAAUUUCAGAAUCUCAGAAUCUCAGAAUUUCAGAAUCUCAGAAUCUCAGAAUCUCAGAAUCUCAGAAUCUCAGAAUCUCAGAAUUUCAGAAUUUCUGA
This is a messenger RNA of Caenorhabditis briggsae, 675 nucleotides long. The coding region runs from base 1 to 675 and encodes 224 amino acids. NCBI's taxonomy places the organism in Eukaryota, Metazoa, Nematoda, Chromadorea, Rhabditida, Rhabditidae. The transcript has a single exon. The record is from RefSeq and is a predicted model, not a curated record.